Messenger RNA from Anopheles nili, 964 nucleotides. RefSeq names its product survival of motor neuron-related-splicing factor 30 (gene Spf30). Gene Ontology annotation, cellular component: cytoplasm; precatalytic spliceosome; nucleus. The coding region runs from base 81 to 797 and encodes 238 amino acids. Gene Ontology annotation, biological process: regulation of alternative mRNA splicing, via spliceosome; mRNA processing. The record is from RefSeq and is a predicted model, not a curated record. The transcript is spliced from 3 exons. NCBI's taxonomy places the organism in Eukaryota, Metazoa, Arthropoda, Insecta, Diptera, Culicidae. Gene Ontology annotation, molecular function: RNA binding.
UCGCUGUUUUGCUGCUUGCCCGAAAAAAAGCCGUAAAAACGCUGAAGCCAGUUUUCUGGAUUGCUUAACAUUGUACGGAAAUGGCGGAUGACUUACAAAACUACAAAUUACAGCUACAGCAGGUGGAAGCUGCUCUGCUUACCGAUCCGGAGAAUGCGGAACUUCUCAAGCUGAAGGAGGAUCUGGACGAGGUGAUCGAACUGACGAAGGAUCUCAUUAAGGCGCAGCAGGAACCGGAGCAGAAAAAGUCGGCAUACAUCGAGCCAGCAACCAGCAGCUACUACGACGGUGUGUCGGGCGCGGAUAAGAAGCAAACAAAACCGGCGAAGGUAUGGAAGGUUGGCGAUAAAUGUUCUGCUAAGUGGAUUGAAGACGGUCAGUACUAUGAUGCUACCAUAGAAUCAAUUUCGGAUACCGGAGAGGUGAGCAUAGUGUUUGAGGCAUAUCAGAAUCGAAGCAACACCACCAUCAGCGAGCUGAAGGAACCAAAGACUCGGAACGAGGUGUUCCCCGCCAACAGUAACAAGCGUAUGCGGCAUAAUCAGAAAGAAUAUUUGAAGAAAAAGAAGAUGAAAAAGGUUCAACGAUUUAAGGAGCUCGAGGAGGAACGCGAAUGCGAAAAGAACAAAUGGUUGCAGUUCUCCGCCAAGUCGACGAAGAAAUCGGGCGUAAAAGCAAAGAGCAUUUUUGCUUCUCCCGAAAAUGUGAACGGGCGGGUUGGCAUUGGAACAUGUGGCGUAUCCGGGAAACCGAUGACGGAAUUCUCGCACGGAGAGAAAUACCGGAAAGGUGUAUGAAUCUGCAUCGAACAAACGAUUGGCAUUGCUACUUUGUUUUAUUGGGCUAUGUAUUUCGAUUGCCAUUAGCAGCAAGCUAUUGGAUUCCCCCGGUCAUUCAGGUAUUUUUAAUUAUGGUCCCAAAGACCGCGUAGCUGUUGUCGCGAGUAAAGGCACAGUUAAUCCUG